Jaculus jaculus (lesser Egyptian jerboa) is the source of this 4078-nucleotide messenger RNA. It is a transcript of the gene Nab1, whose product is annotated as NGFI-A binding protein 1. The transcript is spliced from 9 exons. Gene Ontology annotation, cellular component: nucleus. Gene Ontology annotation, biological process: negative regulation of DNA-templated transcription. Gene Ontology annotation, molecular function: transcription coregulator activity; transcription factor binding. The record is from RefSeq and is a predicted model, not a curated record. The coding region runs from base 202 to 1662 and encodes 486 amino acids. Lineage: Eukaryota; Metazoa; Chordata; Mammalia; Rodentia; Dipodidae.
CCGGCGCUCGGGACUUGGGCUGAGCGGUCCUCGCCGAGCGCGCCGGGGACAGCCACGCCGCAGCCGCCGGCCCAGGAGAAACUUGGCACAGAGGUGCGGGGAAGCGAGACUCUCAUUGUGCCUGUAAAGGCUGAGCGGGGAUGUGCACACACACGUAAGACACCGAAGCCUCGCGUGCAGAGGUCCAACCCAGCCACAGUAAUGGCCACGGCCUUACCGAGGACCCUGGGCGAGUUGCAGCUGUACAGAAUCUUGCAAAAAGCCAAUCUGCUGUCUUACUUUGAUGCCUUUAUCCAGCAAGGUGGUGAUGAUGUCCAGCAACUGUGCGAAGCUGGAGAAGAGGAAUUUUUGGAAAUCAUGGCUCUUGUGGGCAUGGCUAGCAAGCCCCUUCAUGUUCGAAGGUUGCAGAAGGCCUUGAGAGACUGGGUUACAAACCCUGGCCUUUUCAAUCAGCCGCUGACUUCCCUUCCUGUGAGUAGCAUACCCAUCUAUAAGUUACCGGAGGGAUCACCGACGUGGCUGGGGAUAUCUUGCAGUAGCUAUGAGAGGAACAGCAGUGCCCGGGAGCCUCAUCUCAAAAUCCCCAAAUGUGCUGCCACCACGUGUGUGCAGAGCCUGGGACAGGGGAAGUCAGACCUGGUGGGGAGCUUGGCGCUGCAGAGUGUGGCGGAGUCCAGGCUGUGGCAAGGACACCACGCCACCGAGAGCGAGCACAGCCUGUCCCCGGCGGACCUGGGCUCGCCCGCCUCCCCGAAGGAGAGCAGCGAGGCGCUGGACGCGGCCGCCGCCCUCUCGGUGGCCGAGUGCGUGGAGCGGAUGGCCCCCACGCUGCCCAAAAGCGACUUGAACGAAGUCAGAGAACUGCUGAAGAACAACAAGAAGCUGGCCAAAAUGAUCGGUCACAUCUUCGAGAUGAGCGACGAGGAUCCCCAUAAGGAGGAGGAGAUUCGAAAAUACAGCGCCAUCUACGGCAGGUUUGACUCCAAGAGGAAGGACGGGAAGCACCUGACUCUUCACGAGCUCACUGUUAACGAGGCAGCUGCUCAACUCUGUGUGAAGGAUAAUGCCCUGCUGACAAGAAGAGAUGAACUUUUUGCCCUAGCAAGGCAGAUUUCUCGAGAAGUCACCUAUAAGUAUACCUACAGAACUACCAAGUCAAAGUGUGGUGAAAGAGAUGAAUUAUCUCCAAAAAGGAUUAAAGUAGAGGAUGGCUUUCCAGAUUUCCAGGACUCUGUGCAGACUCUGUUCCAGCAGGCCAGGGCGAAGAGCGAGGAACUGGCAGCUCUGAGUUCACAGCCUGCAAAGGUGAUGGCGAAACAGAUGGAGUUCCUGUGCACCCAGGCUGGCUAUGAGAGACUGCAGCAUGCAGAGAGGAGGCUGGCGGUCGGGCUGUGCAGGCAGAGCUCCGAAGAGCACAGCCCCAACGGCCGGCCUUCCGAAGGCUCCGACGGACAAGGAGAAAGACCUUUGAAUCUUCGAAUGCCUGGUUCACAAAACAGACCACCUCAUCACUUUGUGGUGGAUGGGGAGCUGAGCAGACUAUACUCCAGUGAGGCCAGAUCCCACUCAUCAGAAAGCCUUGGGAUUUUAAAAGACUACCCCCACUCAGCUUUUACCCUGGAAAAGAAAGUCAUCAAAACAGAGCCUGAAGAUUCAAGAUAGCUGUGAUCCUCCCCAUCCUUUGGAAGUGGCAUCAGAUUUAGGGAGAAUGCACCACCGUAGAUAUAAGCCUUAAUAACCAACGUUGCCUCAUUCAGCUCAACAGAUUUCAUAGCCAAAGCCUAAGGACUCCUAAAGUAGUUUGUGGAAACAGGAAGACAAAACAGCAGCCACAAAGGAGAGAAUCAAGAGAGUGUUGCCAUUUGCGACACUAGUGAUCACUGGCAUUCCUGUGUAAGUUGUUUUCUGUGGAAGGGCUUACAUCAGUAUGUAAGCUCUCUUUAUUUAAGAAUGUACCAUGUAUCUGUGUAACUUAUAGAAAUGGAAGCUCAAUGUUGAGACUCAUUUGGUCGAAUAGAUGUGGAUCCAGUUUAUUUUACUUGAAAUUUUGUUGUCUACUUUAAUGUAUUUAGCAUAAAUAUUAUUAUAUGUCAAAGAUUGGAAUUUUGUUGUCAUAAAAACGCAAGCUUAAGUGAUAGUUAUUGGCAAGGUGGCAAUGACUAUAGGAAAGUGAACAGCCAAUAUUCAACUUAAGCCAAGGAAAAUACUGUGUACUUCAUACUUGAUACACUUGAUUUUGUUUAAUAGGAAAUGUGUAGAUGUUGUUGGAUGUUGUCAUUUUCACUGGUUUAUCUGCACAAUUCAUAGAUGUUGGAUGAAAGUUUAAAAGGUGAGCAAUAGGUUAGGAAUUAUCUCUUACCCACUUUGCACAGACUGCAUUAUACAGUAGUUACUUGUGGUGUAACAAAGACAGGAGGCUGUUACUUGGACCAAGAAAUUGAAACAAAAAAUAGUCUAAGGUGUAAGAGCCUUGUUGUAAACAUUGAGACUUCAGAAUUUGUUAAAUGUAUUGAAACUCAGCACCUUAACCCUAAAUGGGAUAAAGAUGGUGACGAACAAAGCCUGCAGUUGACAGUCUAUAAAGUAUGUUUGAUACUAAGAAAUUCUGCAUGUGGGGGAGUCAGAGAGACUAGAUAGCCUCACUAGGGAAUGUCUCCCCAGCCGCCAGCAGUGUGGACAGUCCUGUGUCCAGUGUGCAGGCCGAUUCCUGUGGAAGUUGAGUGGACAGCUACAGUCAUUAUUUAUUUUACGACUUCAUUUUUGUACAGCAUUCAAAAUUUUUGAAUGCAGUCUGUUUGUAAAAUUCAUUUUAACUUGAAGGUAUGUUUUUAAUCCUCCCUAUUUAACUAAUGGACAGUGUGCAUGUAUGUAUAUGUGUGUAUAUACACAUGAGGUAUAUGCACAUGCUAAUAAUGUACUGGCAUACUUAUGAGAAUCUCACAUUGGAAUCCAUAAUGGUUUAAAACAAUUCAAUAUCUAGGAUAUACUUUUUCUGCUGGUUUAUGAGAAGAGAUUUGACAGUUUGUACUCCCUACAGACUUACCUAAACACAUACUGUCGACACGUGUGUAUUGACAUGGAGUGUGUCUUUUUGUCUUUUGUUUUGCUUUGAUCAAAACUGUGUAAUGAAUAUUGUCAUAAUCUGUCAUACUGAAAUUUGUCAGCUAAGUGUUAGAUGAAAUGUCUGCACUGUAGAUCACUGUCAUGUGUAAAAUUGCUUUCCCAUCUUAAUUUGUAGAAGAGCUUUACAGUGGAAACACCAGUAAACAACUUUUAUACUAUUAAAAGGCUUUUUCCCCUUCCAACAUGUUAUGAUUGUACCAUAGUAUUUUGCCUACUGGAGAAGUUUCUUAUAGACCUUGCAACUUUGUUGCUGACUUGAGGCCUCUGAUUGUGGUUGUAAUGUUUCACUGUCUGUAGCAGUACCGUGAGUAGGAUUUACAUAGAAUAUUCUGUUCUUAAUAUUAGCCAUAGCACUGGUUAGUAUCUCAGUAGUUUCAUGAAACAUUUCCUGUAUUCUGAUCUAUUUUGAGAAAUUUUUGUGGUCUUUUUUUAAAAUCAUGUCUUACAGUUUAAGUCUGUAGAUUUUAACACUCAAGUUUUAAAGAUGCAGUAAUUGUCCAGUACUUACCUGUCGUUCAUGAACCCAGAACCUGCAUCUUUAAAUCUAUAGGUAGGUUUCCAUAAGUAUCAUACUUUUCUGAUCUCCCAAGCUUAGUGAUAAGGAGGAAGCACAAAAGAAUUUCCGUAGAAUACAGUUUUUAUUUUGUAAACACUAAUGUAUUAAACUUGCUAUACAUUAAAGCAAAUAAUAUAUAUUUUUAUUUGAAUUGUACAUAUGAAUUAGAUGUUACAACUAGUUGAUUUUUAUUUUGUUGUGUUCAAGUUAUUUUCACUGAAUAAGGUCAAUUGGUUACCUCAGUAUUACAACCAAUAUAGUCCAAGGGACCAUUUCUCCCCCAAAUCGGUGUUAACUUUAUUGUAUAAAGUCUGCAUUUUGUGAUUCUUAAAACUGACAGUGAGAUGGGAUGAGUGCACUUGCUUCUUGUGGCAAUAAAGAUUUUCUGUGCCUCCCAAA